Messenger RNA from Liolophura sinensis, 1318 nucleotides. RefSeq names its product alpha-N-acetylgalactosaminidase-like. The record is from RefSeq and is a predicted model, not a curated record. Gene Ontology annotation, biological process: oligosaccharide metabolic process; glycoside catabolic process. Gene Ontology annotation, cellular component: cytoplasm. Lineage: Eukaryota; Metazoa; Mollusca; Polyplacophora; Chitonida; Chitonidae. Gene Ontology annotation, molecular function: alpha-galactosidase activity.
AUUUAGAUGCCCAUAUCUGCAAACUUUGCGGAUCGUCUAGUACGCGAUAUAUAAACUGCUGUUUGUAAGCGGACACAGCAUCUGUCUGAGGUGAACUAUGCGAGUCGUCGUUUGUUGUAUGCUGCUGGGAGCUCUCUUCUCGGCGUUAGAAGGGUUGGAUAAUGGGCUGGCACUGACGCCCCCAAUGGGGUGGCUUGCUUGGGAGAGAUUCCGUUGUGACAUCGACUGUGCCGACGACCCUAAAAACUGUAUCGGGCAAUCUCUGUUCAUGGAAAUGGCGGACAGAAUGGUCGCCGAUGGGUACAGAGACGCUGGGUACACCUAUGUGAACAUAGACGACUGUUGGGCAUCCAAGCAGAGAGACGCUAAUUUCAGGCUUCAGGCAGACCCAAAGCGUUUUCCAGACGGCAUCAAAAACUUGGCGAAAUAUGUUCAUUCUAAAGGCCUUAAACUGGGAAUAUAUGGUGAUUUCGGUAUCCUGACGUGUGGAGGCUAUCCCGGCAGCAAAUUCUUUCUACAAACUGAUGCUCAGACAUUCGCAGAAUGGGAGGUAGAUAUGCUAAAAUUGGACGGAUGCUAUUCCGAUCUCUCCGACAUGGAUGUAGGUUAUCCUUUGAUGUCUGAGUUCCUCAACAAAACUGGUCGCCCUAUACUCUAUUCCUGUAGCUGGCCAGCUUAUAUAGUAGGAUCUGGAAUUCCGAAUUAUCCGAAAAUCGCCAAAUAUUGUAACAUCUGGAGAAAUUAUGCUGAUGUCCAGGACUCUUGGGAUUCAGUGAUAAACAUCAUCGAAUAUUAUGGCAAUGACACUGGUAACUUCUCUGCUGUUGCCGGACCCGGAAAUUUCAACGACCCUGAUAUGUUGAUCCUCGGUGACUUUGGCUUAAGCUACCAACAGCAGAGAGCUCAGAUGGCGUUGUGGGCAAUCAUGGCCUCCCCUUUGUUCAUGUCGACAGAUUUACGCAAAAUUGACCCCCAGUCCAAGAAUCUGUUGCUUAACACCAAUGUUAUAGCGAUUAAUCAGGAUCCUUUGGGGAUCCAGGGCAAACGGCUCGUAACGGAAGGCGCAAUAGAAGUCUGGGCGAGGCCUAUCCUUCCUCACGGAUCUGUGGCAUUUGCUGUCCUUAGUAAAAGCACAGGAGGGACGCCAACCACAAUGGGAUUGACGCUCAAAUCGUUGGGACUGUCACAUAAACAGGGUUACAACGUCACGGAAGCAUUCGAUGGUUUCGCAGUUGGCAUGUUCAGACCAAAGGACACCAUUACGAUACAAGUAGACCCCACGGGGGUAUUUUUAGCUGUAGCGAAACCUCAUCAUUGA